This is a messenger RNA of Cucumis sativus (cucumber), 3787 nucleotides long. Its product is annotated as probable LRR receptor-like serine/threonine-protein kinase At1g12460. The coding region runs from base 891 to 3539 and encodes 882 amino acids. Gene Ontology annotation, molecular function: ATP binding; protein binding; protein kinase activity. Lineage: Eukaryota; Viridiplantae; Streptophyta; Magnoliopsida; Cucurbitales; Cucurbitaceae. The record is from RefSeq and is a predicted model, not a curated record. The transcript is spliced from 2 exons. Gene Ontology annotation, biological process: protein phosphorylation.
UUCCCUUUUCCCUUUUUCCCUUUUCCCCUUUUUUUUCCUUCACCUUCUCCACAUACAAUUUACAGUACAGACAAAUCACUUGGUUGAGUUGGGUUGGGUUGGUCCAUUUGGCUUCUCACUCACUUCCUUUCAUUUCCUCUUCCCUUUCCUUUUUCUUUCAUUUUCCUUCCUCUGCCGUUUUAAUGGCGACCCUGGUUUUGGUUGUUUGGUUGUUGAGAUGGAAUAAAUGUUGCAUUUUAAACACAUGGCCCUACAUUUACACUCUGGGUUUCCAUUCUUAAUCCCACCUUUUUCCCCACUUCUUUACAUUUAACUAAAACAGAGGAACUGAAGAAGAAGAAGAGAAGAAGAGGAAGAAGAACAGGAAGAGAGAGAGAGUGUUGUUUUUGUAUUUGUAAUUGCCUCUCUCAUCCACGUGCUUCAACCAACCGCUCAAUUUCUUUCUUCUUUUUCUUACAGGUUCUUCCAUUCCACUUCAUUCAUUGAUUGUCGUUCUCUUUCUUUAAUUCCAUUGCUGUGAAAUCAAUGGCGUGGGACUCUUCAAUCCCAUUUCUGGAUCUUCAUUUCUACUCUUUUCUGAUGAAAUCUGGGUGAGGAGUUGAAUCAUUAUCAGAUUUAAGUGGAUUGGAUUUCUGGGUACUUCUUGCAUUUCCGAUCUGUGAAUGCGAUUGGAUUUUUGUGCUUUUUUGUUACUUUCUCUUCAGAGUUUUGUGUAAUUUCUGUUGUGGGUUUUUGGUAGAAAUGUUAGUGGUGUUUACUGUUUGGAUUAUCUUCAAAACCCAGAUCGUGAAAUGAUCUAAAUCGGAUUCCCAAAAUGCCAAAUGGGUAGUUAGAUUGAUCCAUGUAGUUGAUAAAGGAUAAAAAGGAAAAAAUCUCUUUACUUCCUGAGCAUGAGAAAGGUUAAUCAGCUUUGUCUUUCUCAUGCUCUUCUGUUCUUCAUUCUAUUUCUCUUUGGAUUUUGCUCUGCUGUCACUGAGAAGGACAUUUUGCUUCAAUUCAAAGAUGCUGUUACAGAGGACCCGUUUAAUUUCUUGAGAACUUGGGUUGCCGGCGAGGAUCAUUGCCGUAGUUUCAACGGCGUGUUCUGUAACUCCGAUGGGUUUGUGGAAAGGAUUGUUUUAUGGAACUCUAGCUUAGCUGGAACUUUGUCGCCUUCCUUGUCGGGAUUAAAGUUCUUGAGGACUUUGACAUUGUAUGGAAAUAGAUUUACUGGUAAUAUUCCGAUCGAAUAUGGCGCCAUUGUUACACUAUGGAAGUUGAACUUGAGCUCCAAUGCGUUUUCGGGUUUGGUGCCAGAGUUCAUCGGCGAUUUGCCGAGCAUUCGGUUUCUGGAUUUGUCUAGAAAUGGCUUUACUGGGGAGAUUCCUUCAGCUGUGUUCAAGAAUUGUUUUAAAACUAGAUUUGUUUCAUUUUCUCAUAAUAGAUUUUCAGGUAGGAUACCUUCAACAAUUUUGAAUUGUUUGAGCCUUGAAGGCUUUGAUUUCUCUAAUAAUGAUCUAAGUGGGAGCAUUCCUUUGCAACUCUGUGACAUUCAAAGAUUAGAGUAUGUUUCUGUAAGAAGCAAUGCAUUAUCUGGGAGUGUCCAAGGGCAGUUCUCUUCUUGCCAGAGUUUGAAACUUGUGGAUCUGAGUAGCAAUAUGUUCACUGGGUCACCGCCGUUUGAGGUUCUCGGAUUCAAAAACAUCACUUAUUUUAAUGUCUCAUAUAACAGGUUUAGUGGGGGAAUUGCAGAGGUGGUGAGUUGUAGCAAUAAUCUGGAAGUUCUUGAUGUUUCAGGAAAUGGUUUGAAUGGAGAGAUCCCAUUAAGCAUUACAAAGUGUGGGAGUAUUAAAAUAUUAGAUUUUGAAUCUAACAAGCUGGUUGGGAAGAUCCCUGCUGAACUUGCAAAUUUGAACAAGCUCUUGGUGCUUCGGUUGGGUUCUAAUUCGAUCACCGGGACAAUUCCGGCCAUUUUCGGGAACAUCGAGCUACUUCAGGUUUUGAAUUUGCACAACCUCAAUCUUGUUGGUGAGAUUCCUAACGACAUAACCAGUUGCAGGUUUCUUCUUGAGUUGGAUGUUUCUGGUAAUGCAUUGGAAGGGGAGAUUCCUCAAACUCUUUACAACAUGACAUACCUUGAAAUCCUUGAUCUACACGAUAACCAUCUGAACGGAAGCAUUCCAUCGACGCUUGGGAGCCUCUUGAAACUGCAGUUUCUGGAUCUAUCUCAAAACCUGCUGUCUGGUUCAAUACCUCGUACUCUUGAAAAUCUCACAUUGCUGCACCAUUUCAACGUUUCUUUCAAUAACCUUUCAGGCACCAUACCUUCUGUAAAUACGAUCCAAAAUUUCGGGCCUUCUGCAUUCUCGAACAAUCCUUUUCUUUGUGGUGCUCCCUUGGAUCCUUGCUCUGCAGGCAACACCCCUGGCACGACUUCCAUAUCGAAGAAACCAAAGGUUCUUAGUCUUUCUGCAAUCAUUGCAAUCAUAGCAGCUGUUGUGAUCCUGGUCGGGGUAUGCGUGAUCUCCAUUUUGAAUCUAAUGGCUCGGACGAGGAAGGCAAGGAGCACCGAAAUCAUUGAGAGUACACCGCUUGGCUCAACCGAUUCAGGCGUCAUAAUUGGGAAACUGGUUCUUUUCAGCAAAACUUUGCCUUCCAAGUAUGAAGACUGGGAGGCUGGCACCAAAGCUUUGCUCGACAAGGAAUGCAUAAUAGGGGGUGGCUCAAUCGGCACCGUCUACAGAACAAGUUUUGAGGGCGGCAUCUCCAUUGCUGUUAAGAAGCUGGAGACUCUAGGGAGGAUCAGAAGUCAAGAUGAGUUUGAGACUGAAAUCGGACGUUUGGGAAACAUCAAACACCCAAACUUAGUCGCUUUCCAGGGCUACUAUUGGUCGUCAUCGAUGCAGUUGAUUCUCUCUGAAUUCGUCACGAAUGGCAAUUUGUACGACAAUCUACAUAGUCUGAAUUAUCCAGGCACCAGCACAGGCAUUGGCAAUGCGGAGUUGCAUUGGUCUAGAAGAUACAAAAUUGCAAUUGGAACAGCUAGAGCUCUUGCUUAUCUUCACCAUGAUUGUAGACCUCCAAUUCUUCACCUCAACAUAAAAUCAACUAACAUACUGUUAGAUGAAAACUACGAAGGCAAGUUAUCCGAUUACGGGUUGGGGAAGUUGCUUCCAGUUUUGGACAAUUAUAUCUUAACAAAGUACCAUAGUGCCGUAGGGUACGUUGCACCGGAGUUAGCACAAAGUUUGAGAGCUAGUGAAAAGUGCGAUGUGUAUAGUUUCGGAGUGAUUCUACUGGAGUUGGUAACAGGGAGGAAGCCAGUUGAGAGUCCAAGAGCAAAUCAGGUAGUGAUUUUGUGUGAAUAUGUAAGGGAGUUGUUGGAAAGUGGUUCUGCUUCUGACUGUUUCGAUCGUAACUUACGUGGCAUUGCCGAAAACGAGCUCAUCCAAGUGAUGAAGUUGGGAUUGAUUUGUACAUCUGAGAUCCCUUCGAAGAGACCGAGCAUGGCAGAGGUUGUUCAAGUUCUUGAGUCGAUACGAAACGGAUUAGGAUCAUAGGAAUAACAAUGCUGGGAUGGAUAGAGAUGUAAGGAAUGAAUGGAUAGUAGCAGAAGCUCAAGCUUUUUUCUUUUUCUUUUUUUUUUCUGGUUUAAGAGGAUUCUUUUGCAUUCUUUCUUCUUUUGUUUUGUGAUUAACAUCAUUGAUCGAUCGGGUUGUUCCUUCGGUCAUGAAAUAUUGUAACUGUUGAACAAUAAAAUUCUUUAUUUAUUGCACUCAGAUGGAUCUUCAUCUUUCUAAACACUAAA